Molecule: messenger RNA, 5115 nt
Organism: Thunnus maccoyii (southern bluefin tuna)
Lineage: Eukaryota; Metazoa; Chordata; Actinopteri; Scombriformes; Scombridae
Exons: 10
Coding region: 1234-2862 (542 amino acids)
Biological process (GO): transmembrane transport
Cellular component (GO): membrane
Molecular function (GO): transmembrane transporter activity
Source: RefSeq, a predicted model, not a curated record
GACUUAUCCUUUCUUAUUCUUUAAGCAUAUAUUUCAAUUAGGAUCUAUGUUGUAAUAUAUUCUACUUUUUGUCCCUCUGCAACUUAUUCGUGAGCAACACAGUUCUUUCCUGUUGUGUUGUUGUGUUAGCAAUAUACAUUAAGCCCUUGAAUAGGACCUGUUGUUUUGACCCUUCACAGUAUGAGACUUGAACAAAACUGGAACCCCACACCUCAUAAAAGAAUGCCAAACGCCAGUCCUCUCAGAUUACCCCCAGGAGCCCUGUUCCUGUUUUGUGAAUGGUUUUAAUAGUGAUGUCUGACGUAGUAGUGCGAUUCUCACCUGGAGAAAGAAUCACUCUCAUGCUCAAAGUAUGUAUGUAACAGCAGCACAAGCCAAGAGAUGACUUGAUAAGGCAGAGGUAUGGGAGCUAGUGAUGAUGGGAGUAAGUAUGGGGUGCCCAGGGCAGCCUUAAUCCCUCCAUGCUGCCUCUUUUGUGUUAUAAGCUUAGACGCUCCCGCCUCCACAUUGCAUCCCAUGGUAGAUGAAUUAGUUAAUACCAGUUGGAAUGUGCAUUUCUUUUAGGCGGUAUUAAUGUCCCACUGAGAACAAUUGAACAAGUCUGACAACUGAAAUACAAGGAAAAAUACAAAGGCCAUAUGAUACCUUUUGCAUUUCCUCAAAAGCUUUGUAAACAUGAGAAGUUUCUCAGUGUGAGGGGAUUUUGGCACGCCCUUUUUACUGCAGUCCGUUAAAUUUCAUUGACUGACGCCUGUUUGUCUCAAGUGAGAUAUAGCCACAAACUCUUGGUAAAAUGUCAAAAUAGGUUACUUAAGAUAAAUGCUUGUUAUGAAACUUAGGAAGGAGAGGAGGAGGGGAAAGAGACAAAAGCAGCGGCUCAGACAUCAUCAAACAUCAGCUCCUCCCACCGAGAGCAAACACCUCCCUCCCUGCUUUAGUUCACUCCCAUCACAGCGAGGUUAAAUCACCCUCACACAGCUCCACGGUUCACUACAGAUACACAGGUUGCUCUCAGACCGGAGCACAAGACAGGUGUGACUCCAUCUGAAUGAGGACGCUUUCUCUACCUGUUAAUCAUCAGCCUGGCACAGACACUCAUUUCAGUCUUUUAUCUGAAGACAUUUACUUUCAUCAGUUUGUGCAUCUUUGGCAACACUGUUGGACCCUCUGAAUCAGACCUUAUACAUUACAGAGCAGCACAUUUUUAGGGAGCCUCCUUAAAGACCCAGAGAAAUGAAUUUUGAUGAAAUUCUCUGUCUUAUUGGAGGGUUUGGGAAGUUCCAGAAGGUCUUGUAUGUAUGGAUCUGUCUACCCCAGAUCUUUCUGGCAUUCCACAUGCUGAUCUCUGUCUUCACUGGGGCUGUUCCUCCUCAUGUACGCUGCUCCACAAGGCCCUCAACGGGCGCUUCAGCCUCCUCAAACUUCAACUUCAGCCUUGUGUCUGCCCCCGGCGGGUGGCCUGAGCUGUCCUGCACAGCCUCCUUGAACCACAGCGAUGCUGUAGCCCUUGGCGAUGGACACCCCUCUGGGAGCUGCCAGGGGGGCUGGGUGUACAGCACAGAGACCUUCCAAAGCACCACAGUAACUGAGUGGGACCUGGUUUGUGACAAUGCCGGCCUGAACAACUUGGGCUCCUCCAUCUACAUGUUUGGCCUCCUUGUUGGGGCUGUUGUGUUUGGGAGCUUAGCUGAUAAGUACGGCCGCAGGAUCAUCAUUCUUGUUAGCUUGGCUAUCCAGGUGGUCUUUGGGGUUGGUGCUGCUUUUGCCCCAAAUUUUUACAUCUACACGGCUCUUCGCUUUAUGGUUGGAACAUCCAUCUCUGGUGUCAUCAUGAAUGCCUUUGUUCUAGGCACAGAGUGGACAGGAUCUAAGCAGCGGAUGCUGGCUGGUAUCAUUACUGACUACUUCUUUGGCUUUGGCUACAUUAUGCUGGCUGGAGUGGCUUACCUCAUAAGAGACUGGCGUAAACUACAGCUGGCUAUCUCAGUCCCUGGUUUCCUCUUCAUCUUCUACAUCUGGGUGUUGCCAAAGUCAGCCCGCUGGUUGAUGGCCAGUGACAGGAAGGAGGAAGCGUGGGAACUGAUCCAGAAAGCAGCACAGAUGAAUGGGAAGCCCCUCACCAAAGAUCUGGAGAUGUGUCAGGUCUAUAAAAUUGAAGAGAAAGUGAAGGAAAAACACUCAUGCAUAGACCUCGUUCGAACCCCAAACAUGAGGAGGCAGUCUUUGAUUGUUUUUUAUCUCUGGUUCGUCAACGUGCUCGUGUACUACGGCCUGUCGCUCAACAUUUCUGACUUUGGCAUGAACAUCUAUCUGACGCAGAUGAUCUUUGGCCUGGUAGAGAUGCCUGCACGCACCAUUACCCUGUUCACCCUCAACCGCUCCCGCAAAAUCUCCCAGCUAGCUUUCCUGGCGGUGGGCGGCUCAGCCUGCCUGCUGACCAUCUUCAUCCCCCAAGAGCUGUCCAUCAUCAAAACAGUCCUGGCCAUGAUUGGGAAGUUUGGCAUCACAGCUUCUCUAUCUAUUAUUUAUGUCUACUCAGCUGAGGUGUUCCCCACUGUUAUCAGACAAAAUGGAAUCGGUAUAGGAUCCAUGUUUGCUCGGACUGGUGGUGUCCUGGCUCCCAUGAUGUACCUCUUGAGGGGCAUCAGUCCGCAUGCUCCCAUGGUUCUGUGCGGUCUUUGCCCCCUGCUGGGCUCUGCCCUCACCCUGCUGCUGCCUGAAACGGCCAAUAAGCCUCUGCCUGACACCAUCGAAGACGUGGAGGGAUCAACCCUCAGUGAGGAGGAGGGCGGCGUGAAGACAGUUAUCUUUGACGCUUCUCUGCGGAACACAGACGUGGUCGGCUGCACCAGGAUGGACUGAUGAACAACAGCAGCACCAGUGUAAGCCGCCACAUGUCAGGAUGUGGUCUCCAGUGUUUUUAGGACUAUUCCAAAGGCAAAAGUCUUUGCUUCCAGUGGAAGUCAAGAUUAGACUUUUUUCUGGAUCUUUGCAAGAUACCCAGAUACCCAACAUUUAUACAGCAGUGUAAGUAUUUUUUUUUAAUUAUUUUUUUUUUUACAAUUUUUUGUACAAGUUUGUUUUUAUAUGGCAUCUCAUUGUUGUUCCAGUGAGAUGAACAUCAGCCUCAGCUUAUGUUCUCUGAGCGUGGAAUAAAAUGACUCAUUUUUAAUGUUAUGAUGUUAAAUGAAGCAUACUCCUAGUUUGUACAUUCAUGCAAAUGACAAGGCCCAGCUAAAGUAUUGCUAACACUUGUGGAGGUAAAACACAUGAGUCCUCAAGGGGCAAAUACAAACACUAGGCUGCCAUGACAGAUGUGUAAGACCUAAUGGAAGUAACAAAUUAAAGGAGACAGUUUCAUCCUGUUUUAACAGUUGAAGCACCUAUUUGCUGCAACAGUAGAAACAGUAACUCGUACUUCUGCACAUAUCAAAAGAAUUUCAGGUAACAUUCUUUCCUACACAACACUUGAAAUUACAAAAUUUUGCAAAUUUUAAACCGCCGUGAUGGAUACUCCUGUCCGCAAACUUCUGUGUACUUUUGUUCUGGUGCUGUUUUUUAUAGUUUGGGUUCCUUGGUUCAAAUUUAAAUGCUACAAUGAAGUAUUUUAGACAGUGUGUUUCCAACUUUGUGUCAACAGUUUGUAGAAAGCCAUUUCCUGUUUCAACAUCACAAUGUCUUCAAUGUCCAUAAAAAUGGACAUUUUUAUGGACAAAAAAUGGACAUUUUUAUGGACAUUGCAGUUGAAUGGACAUUUUUAUGGACACUGUUCCUUAGCCUUCCCACCCUCAUCACCCAACAUCAGUAUUGAACUACACACCUGCUCUUGUGGCUGGGAGCAAAUCCCUGCAGCCAGGAACUGGUGGAAAGCCUGAAACCAGAAGAGUGGAGGCUGUCACAGCUGCAGAUGAAUGAACAUGGUUUAGGAAUGACAUGCUUAACUGUCAUGUGUCCACAUACCUUUGGUCAUGUGAUAUACUCAGACCGGUCAUGUAAAGAUGGACACAUACCAGAACCAUUUGUAAAGCUGCCUUUUGGUAAAAUCAUGCGAAUAUCCAACAACACCGGUUCAUACUAUGAAGCAUGACUUACAAAUGUAUUGUUUUCCACCUUUGUAAGCUGAGAAGUUUCUUUUCUAAACUUAAGCUUGUUUGUGAUUUGAAAGUUGUAACUGUAUCAGUGUGCUGCAUGUACAGUACAUCCACACUGGGCAGCUCUCUAAUGCAAACAUGCUCCUCCUCAACCUGUCUUAGGCGUACUGUGAGAUGAUACACUCCCAAAGAAAACACUGUUCUAUUGGGAUGUUUGUCUUGUUAAUCUAUGCUAAAGCACAGACCACACAGUCUGGCCAGCUGGGGCAAACUAUUACAAUUUGUGUAUAUUUUUGUAUUUUUUUUUACUUGUAUAUUUCUUUCAUGUAACAUUUAUAAACAUAAUUUCUUACAAAACUGUGCUGCACAGCAGAUGAAAAUCGCUGAUUCCAACACCUCCCAAUUUGCUGAGGUGAUGUCUACUGUCAGCUCAGUUCAGCCAGUGAAAACUGAUUCAAUUAAACGUCCCAUUACCAGUGUUAUCACAACCAGAAUGAUAUGCAAGCCCAGUACUGUAUGUUUUGCCUACCGUAGGACACUUAGAGAGAACAUUUUGUGUCAGAGUUCAGACACUAAACACAAAAGUAUUUGAAAGUCAGUAGGUGAUACUGAUGCAGUGAUUCUCUCCUAUCUAUGGUCCACAUCUUCCCAGAAUGUGAGUUGAAAAGUGUGCAAGGUGAACAGUAUAUAUGACUGGAAUUGCACUCAGGAACAUCAUUCAGUUAAAGCAGCAUGUUUACAGUACCAACAGCAGAAACUGUCUUAAAGGAAACGCUGACACCUGCUGGUGUACAGUGGUAUCGCAUCUUUUCUGACAGUUCAUCAAUAAAUGCUUGAAAUAUUUUAUGCAAAAAAACAAUGAAAUGUUAUGGUUCCUACGUUUUGUCUUUUUGAUGUUAUAUGAAGUUACAGUGUUCUAUACUAUUCUACAUGUAUAUACUGAUUUUGCAGAAUUGAAGUUUGUGACUCAAGUGAAAAAUGUUUUUAUUGAAUUCAUUUAUACAUUAAAAUUUUGUUAGCAGAA